Messenger RNA from Penicillium odoratum, 1878 nucleotides. RefSeq names its product ESCRT-0 subunit protein HSE1. The record is from RefSeq and is a predicted model, not a curated record. Gene Ontology annotation, molecular function: ubiquitin binding; phosphatidylinositol binding. Gene Ontology annotation, biological process: protein transport to vacuole involved in ubiquitin-dependent protein catabolic process via the multivesicular body sorting pathway. Bases 1 to 1878 code for a protein of 625 amino acids. The transcript is spliced from 9 exons. Gene Ontology annotation, cellular component: ESCRT-0 complex. NCBI's taxonomy places the organism in Eukaryota, Fungi, Ascomycota, Eurotiomycetes, Eurotiales, Aspergillaceae.
AUGUUUCGCGCCCAGCAGAAUGCUUUCGAUGACGCGGUCGCCAAGGCGACCGACGAGAACCUGACCUCCGAGAACUGGGAAUACAUUCUUGAUGUUUGCGACAAGGUUGCUGCCGAAGAUUCAGGUGCAAAAGAGGCGGUCGCAGCCAUGAUCAAGAGAAUGGCUCACAGAAAUGCCAAUGUGCAACUUUAUACUCUUGAGCUCGGUAAUGCGCUGUCACAGAAUUGUGGCCCUAAGAUCCAUCGCGAGUUAGCCUCAAGAAGCUUUACCGAUGCGCUCCUGCGCCUGGCAAGUGAUCGCAAUACACACCAACAAGUCAAGUCCAAGAUUUUGGAACGGAUGGAAGAAUGGACGGAGAUGUUUUCCUCUAACCCGGACUUUGGGAUCAUGGAGCAAGCAUACAUGAAGUUGAAGACGUCAAACCCCAACCUUCAGCCCCCAUCGAAGCCAAUAAAGAGUGCGAUUACAGACAUUGACCGACAGAAGGAGGACGAGGAACUGCAAAUGGCAUUGGCUCUCUCUGUCAAGGACAAGGCUCCUCCAAUCCCCGUUGCUCAGGCCGGCCCAUCUGCGGCGGCUGCUACAUCGAAACCCGAAACUACCUCACCGGCAGCCGAGUUACCAGCUGCUGCGACCGGACCUGUGCCAUCGGGCACGUCGGCUGCUACUGUUUCGCGGGUCCGCGCCCUAUUCGAUUUUCAACCCUCGGAAGCUGGAGAACUUCAGUUCCGCAAGGGUGAUAUCAUUGCUGUCUUGGAAUCAGUCUACAAGGACUGGUGGAAGGGUUCUUUGAGAGGCCAGACGGGAAUUUUCCCUCUCAAUUAUGUAGAGAAACUUACCGACCCUACCGUCGAGGAGCUACAGCGUGAGGUGCAGAUGGAGGGCGAUGUCUUUGGCCAGAUUAAGAACGUCGAGAAACUUCUGACCCUGCUGAGUACUCGAAGCUCAGACCUUAAUGUGCAGGAGAACGAGGAGAUUACCAAUCUCUACCAUUCCACUGUUGCUAUUAGGCCGAAGCUUAUUGAGCUUAUUGGGAAAUAUUCGCAGAAGAAAGAUGAAUUCACCCAGCUUAAUGAGAAGUUCAUCAAAGCCCGCCGUGACUACGAGUCCUUGCUAGAGGCUUCCAUGGCUCACCCAUCACAGCCAUAUGCACGACCUGGCCAGCCACAGUAUGGGUAUCCCGGUGCUGCUCCCGCAGGAUACCCUCCCCAAGCAGACCAACGAUACUUCAGCCCUCAACCUCAAGGUCAACCUCAAGAACCCCAACCCCCACAGGCCCAGCCAAGUGCGUACUAUGGUGCGGAGCAGACAAUCCCUUACCGUCCUGCGUCUCAUUCUCCCGAUCCACGUGCGCAGUUUGCAGGUGGACCUCAGCAGCAGCCCAUGCCGCAACAGGCACCUCCGUCUGACUCUUAUCCACCUGUUGGUCACCGCCCACAAUCUACAUAUGACAAUCCGCAGGAAUUGGGCACCUCUGUUUAUGACUCCCCCGUGGAACAUCCUGCUGGUCAGCGCCCAGGCUACCCUCUCAAUAGCCAAGCGCCACCGGUCGGCCACCAACAAUUCCAACAUCCGCAACAGCCACAGGCACAGGAGUACUCAUCCCCAGGCUACUCGGGCGAAGAAGCAUCUCAGCAAUCCCCAUCCCAAUAUCCACCACAGCAAUCAACGCAACAGCCUCCAUACCCCAACUCCCCGGCCAUUCAUCAAGCACCCUCUCACCAGCCUCCUCCUGUCCCUGGAUCAGCGCAGCCACCCUCACAGUACACUGCCUUUAACCCCGCCCCCUCAGCUCCGCCAGGUGGUGCAGAAUACCAGGCAUACCAGCCUUCGCAGGGUGGUAAUACCCCCUCAAAUCCUGCUAAUUUCUACAGAUAA